Molecule: messenger RNA, 336 nt
Organism: Ostertagia ostertagi
Lineage: Eukaryota; Metazoa; Nematoda; Chromadorea; Rhabditida; Trichostrongylidae
Source: the annotation of a GenBank genome assembly
AUGACGAUAAAGGACGUUCCUCAGCUGCUCUCAAUCCCACGAAAGGGCGCAACUCCAUCACAGCACUCCGUGCGCCAUAAGGAGAACAAGCGUCCGCAAAAACCUCGGUCAUCUGUAAUCAAAUUUUCUCCCAUCCCAACGAGAAACCCGGGCGAUGGCACACCGUUGCGUCGUUUCCGCGCGGAACUUCGACGUUAUCCCGCCCCCUCGGUUGGUUCAACAACAGACUCUGCGGUAUCAGUGUCGACAAAGACCCUUUCGAAAGAGGAAGAACGCGCUUUGGUUACUCGCUUGGCUGCUCCUAAGAAAACUGCCACUACAACCCCAGCUAAGUAA